Dendronephthya gigantea is the source of this 2343-nucleotide messenger RNA. RefSeq names its product fibroblast growth factor 8b-like. Gene Ontology annotation, molecular function: type 1 fibroblast growth factor receptor binding; type 2 fibroblast growth factor receptor binding; growth factor activity. Gene Ontology annotation, cellular component: cytoplasm. Gene Ontology annotation, biological process: positive regulation of gene expression; fibroblast growth factor receptor signaling pathway; regulation of cell migration. The record is from RefSeq and is a predicted model, not a curated record. The transcript has 5 exons. Bases 334 to 1125 code for a protein of 263 amino acids. Lineage: Eukaryota; Metazoa; Cnidaria; Anthozoa; Malacalcyonacea; Nephtheidae.
GUGAAACUUGAAUGUGACAAUUGAGAUGAUGUUUAUAUUUGUCCAGCGACGGGACAUUGAAAUCUUAUAUGAACCUUGACGUUUCCAAUGUUUCGUUGAACGACGGGAGUCGUGCGCACAACCUGUGUACAUAAGAUGCACUGCUUAGGUACAGUUUGAAGGCGAGUGAACGUAUAGCCCACUACCCCCGGGGAUGAGCACAAAUAUUGAUUUCACAAGCGGACAAGCUAGACAUGUGGCAAAUGAGUGAACGCAACGUCCAAGAAAGGUUUACAAAUCUUACACAAAACGACGAUUACUGGUCGUACAAAACGUUGAAGGAGGGAAAUUGAAAUGCGUGUUUACGGCUCUACCACUGCGUCAUUUUACACAUAUUUAUUAUUGAUCCUGGCUCGGACCGAAACCUCGCAGGACAUACUUGGAAAGCAUUAUGACGUUCAGCGACAGAAAACUGAUAAGACAACUCCGUCGUAUUCAAAAACUGUUCAACUCUAUUCAAAAGCCAGUUCGAAAUAUGUACAAGUAUUAGGAAGAACGGUGAAUGCAAGCGCUGAUGCAAAAAGUGAUGCUGCGAAGCUAAUUGUUGAAAGUGACACGUUUGGAAAAGUUCGUAUUCGACAUUACAAAAGCAAUUAUUACAUUUGUUUAAAUGUAAAAGGGGAAACUGCUGGAUUGGCAGAAAAGAAAGGAAAACAUGUAAGACGAUGUGUUUUUAGGCCGAGGUUCAGAGAAGACGGAUACAUACAGUUUAUAUCAGAUAAAUACGGACGAAAGAAGAAUGUAUCGCGCUAUUUAGCGUUCAGAGGUGGGGGAGAACCAAAGGUCUUUUCAAAAGUCUUUGGCGAAAACCAGCACGCGACAAAAUUUCUCAUGUACAUGCUUAAGUCGAAAAAAAGACACGUAAAGCGUAAUAUACGAAGACAUUUAAUGAAACAUGAGUUUCCACUCGAAGCUAAAAAAAGACGUAAAGACAGACGGAAUGGAAAGAUUUGCAAGCGAUACAUAAAGUGCAUGCGGCAAAAAAAUUGGAGAAAUUUGAGACGUGGAGAAAUUAUAAAGUUGAUAAGCAGAUGUAGACGACUGCUUAGACGGAAGAACUGCAGGUGUAAAUGUGCAGAAGAAUAGUGUCCAGUCCUCUACAAGAGAAAUGAAUAUUUCAGAGAGUAUGAUCGCUGUCCACACGAUCGUAUUCCUGUUUCGUAGCCGGCAAAGCUCAAUAUCAAAAAGGCCGAUUUAUGACUGCCUGUUGCUCGAAAAAUGUUUUACUGACUUGUUUGAUAUAAACUGAAUUACACUGGCUGAAUAACUGGGUUCAGUAUGGAAAUGUUGAGGAAAGGGAAACGUAGAAUAAAUCAAAAUACUUCAAAAACGGCUUAAUUCCUAAGAAGCACGAUGAAAACAAGUUCAGUUUAUACCAGACAAGCGAUAAAAUACGAGAUAAGUUCAGUGUAUAACCUGGGAGGGUGGUUAACGCUACGGAUAUAUUUUGUGCCAUAGAGAGAUGUACUUAUUCUUUAAAACAUUUAUCGUAUAUAAAAAUGCGAAUAUACAAGAGUUCUGUAAAUACUAGCAGUAAUAUAAACGGUAUUUUAGAGAACAUAUUCAAACAUAUAAAUCAGCGAACAUAAAGCGAUGGGAACUGAUCCUUUCAAAAACGUCACAUUGAGCUUCCUAUUUUCAAACCUUCGUCUUCAAAAUUUCUUCAAUUCAUUUUCUCUGCUCAAUCCGUAUACAAAUGAAUCUUAUCCAGAGUCACGAUAUUUCUAUUCCAACAGUUCAGAACCCUGAGGUUGUAAUGUACCAAGGAUGAAUACCAAAAGGUUAUAUCUUACUGCGAGUAUCUUUGUUGAUCAUUUUUCACUUGUGAACCAACCAACUUCUAUUCCUAAGGCUGACUUUCACUGCCUGCAUCUGCUCUCAAUAAUAUUCUUGGACACCAUGAAAGUAAUUUCUGCCCCAUCAGGCACAAUGAACGGUUGAAAGUUAUCCCAGUGAAGCAAACGAGAGAAUGGUGUUUAGAGUUAAUAAGUACCUAACUUGCAGUUUGUUUAGGUUGGAGUUCCAAAAUCUGACUGUGUGCGCCGCGGUAUUUCUCUCUGAUCAAUGAUAUAACAAGAUUGAUCGCUUUUUGAGUAUCGCUAUCAAAACAAUAUUUACAAGUUGAGAUACCUGCAAACGAAUGAAUGAAGAAAUCAUUCUGACAAGAUUUAUAUCAAUAUAUACGAUUAUAGUUCGGGGUAUCUUCACUUAGGCACAAGAAUACGUACAAAUUAAAUAGGCUUUGCAUGCCAAAUGAAUACAGAACAUACAUAGAGUAAAAAAAUAUAAACAAGACAUAACAAA